This is a messenger RNA of Sphaeramia orbicularis (orbiculate cardinalfish), 841 nucleotides long. RefSeq names its product protein S100-A10. The record is from RefSeq and is a predicted model, not a curated record. Gene Ontology annotation, molecular function: calcium-dependent protein binding; transition metal ion binding; calcium ion binding. Lineage: Eukaryota; Metazoa; Chordata; Actinopteri; Kurtiformes; Apogonidae. Gene Ontology annotation, cellular component: perinuclear region of cytoplasm. The coding region runs from base 161 to 436 and encodes 91 amino acids. The transcript is spliced from 3 exons.
CCUAUGACAACGAAAAAAAGCUGGCUGGAGUGAGUAGUUAAAUCACGGAAAAGAUAUGUGUUGCUGGUUAAUCUAGCCCAAGACUAGAGAGGAGGAUCUGUGAGAAACAAGGAGCAGCUGCUGAAGUAGUUUGUCGCUUUUUAAUCUCUCUCUUAACGAUAUGGAGUCAGCUAUUAAGACAAUAGUCACUACAUUUCUUAAGUCUGCUGGGGGGAAGGACAACCUCUCUCCAAAAGCCUUCCAGAAGCUUGUACAGAAGCAGUUCUCUGGCGUCAUGGAGGAUACAGACAGCUCUGCAGCCAUUAUGGAGAUGCAGAAGGGACUAGAUGAGAAUUCUGAUGGAAAGGUCAGCUUCCAAGAAUACCUCACUCUGAUUGGUUACGUGGCCAACACAAUGAGUCAGAAGCAUUGUGAACCCAAGGAAGCAGCCUCGUAGAUUCUUCUCCAGCAGGUGUCUCAUGACAUGGAGUCUGUGAAGUUGGGAGUAUUUGGAGGAUCAGCAAAUUAACAGCAAAUUCUGUCUCUCUCUUUUUUUUUUAUAUCUUUGUCUGCUUUUCAAGCAUUUUUAUGUUUUCUCAUCUCUAAUACCCAAAAAUCAUCAUAAUGUUGAGCUACAGUCCAUAAUCAUUUUCAUUUAGUUAAAUGACACUGUUGAUGCUCUGAAGUACACCUUUAUAUCUGUUCAGAUCAACCUUUUUACAGUUACUGCUUACUAUCUAACUUUCCAUUCUUAAGGACAUAUUGAAGGACUCUGAGCUAGGUGUAUUCUUUUUUAUACCAAAUAUGCAAAGAAGACUUAAUGUAUUUUCAAAAGAAUAAAAGCUUUAUGCUAAAACCAUUU